Messenger RNA from Thamnophis elegans (Western terrestrial garter snake), 3028 nucleotides. It is a transcript of the gene ASMTL, whose product is annotated as acetylserotonin O-methyltransferase like. The coding region runs from base 105 to 1985 and encodes 626 amino acids. The record is from RefSeq and is a predicted model, not a curated record. Lineage: Eukaryota; Metazoa; Chordata; Lepidosauria; Squamata; Natricidae. Gene Ontology annotation, molecular function: nucleoside triphosphate diphosphatase activity; O-methyltransferase activity. The transcript has 13 exons.
CCUCCCAGGGCCUAGUGUCAGUUGUCCGCGGACGGUCUUGGCGUUAUUGGGUUUUUCCUCCCUGCUGGGUUUUAUGCAAAGUCGCCUUCACGACGGCUGCAGCCAUGGUGCUCAACGCGGUCCUUAAAAAGCUGGCCGACAAAAAGGUGGUGCUAGCAAGCGGCUCUCCGCGCAGGCAGGAGAUCCUAAAUAACGCGGGUCUCCGGUUUGAAGUUGUUCCAUCAUGGUUCAAAGAAACACUUGAGAAGUCAACUUUUUCAGCCCCGUAUCAAUAUGCUGUAGAAACUGCAAAACAGAAGGCACUUGAAGUGGCAAAUAGAAUGCAUGUGAAACAUCUUCAAACACCAGAUAUUGUUAUUGGAGCAGAUACUAUAGUGACUAUAGAAAAACAAAUUUUGGAAAAACCAGUGGACAAGCAGGAUGCCUACAAGAUGCUUUCCAGGUUAAGUGGCAAAGAACAUAGUGUUGUCACAGGUGUUGCAAUUGUUCACUGCAGUAGCAAAGAUGAUUAUCUAGAUACUGGAGUCACUGAGUUCUUUGAAGAAACAAAAGUCAAAUUUGCCGAGCUCUCUGAGGAACUUCUGUGGGAGUAUAUCCACAGCGGUGAGCCAAUGGACAAAGCUGGUGGAUAUGGGAUCCAAGCCCUUGGGGGAAUGUUGGUGGAAUAUGUUCAUGGAGAUUUCUUGAAUGUGGUUGGGUUUCCUUUGAAUCACUUCUGCAAAAAACUAGGUGAACUGUAUUAUCCGCCCCCGAAGCACACCAUACAUCAUAUAAAAUAUGACUCUAUCCCUUCAGUGGAGACUUUUGAGAUUCUAAGUGAUGGAGACUGUGAUUCUUCAGAUAAUGGAAAAAUGGAAGAUGCCAAAAGGCUAACAAAUGGUGGACUUAUGGAAUUGGGAAAAUGCAAAGAGAGCAAUUGCAGUUAUAAGAUACCUAUGGAAAUUCAAAAUGGAAUACCAAGAAAUGUAACCCAGUGCCUCUCCAAACUUACAUACCUUCUGGAUGGAUUUAAAGGCUCAAAGGUUUUGUUUGUGGCAUGUAAGCUGAAAAUAUUUGAUCUUCUUAAAGAUAGAGGCACUGUGACCACAGAAGAUGUGGCAAAUCAACUUAAUACUUCCCUACGUGGAACAGAAAGAUUACUCGAUGCCUGUGCUUCUCUUGGUCUGUUGGAAAAGAAUCAUCAAGGUUACAGUAAUGCAGAACUGACAAAUCUAUGCCUGGUAUCCGAUAGUGAAUAUUCACUUCAUGACUAUAUUCUUCAUUAUAAUGACCACCUGUGGCCUUUGUUUACACAUUUGGAGUUAGCAGUUAAAGAAGGAACUUCACAGAUACAUCAUACAUCUGAGAAAAAAGUGGAUGAUUUGUUUCAGGAUUUCCACUGUCAGUCUGCAGGGAUGAAGCAACGUUUUGUGAGAGCCAUGGACAGCAGUUCCAAAGUGACAGCAAGAGACAUCGGCACAGCUUUUGAUCUUUCACAAUUCAAAGUUGUAUGUGAUUUGGGAGGUUGCACUGGAGCUUUAGCUUAUGAUCUAGUCCAGAUCUAUCCAGAAAUGCAAGUUAUUGUCCUUGAUCUUCCUGAAGUUAUUACGGAUGUCACCAGCUGUCAACUUUCAAAACAAAAUGCUUGUGAAGUAUCCUUUGUAUCAGGUGAUAUUUUCAAAGACAAUCUUCCAGAAGCAGAUCUUUAUAUUCUUUCAAGGGUUUUACAUCAUUAUUCUGAGGAAAAGAUUUCUCUACUGUUAAACAAACUCUCUGCUCUUUCCAAGCAAGGAAUUGCGCUGCUAAUAGCAGAAAUAAUGCUUGAUGAAAAGCGAAUAAAACCUACUAGAGCCAUUUUCCAGUCUCUCAGUAUGACAGAAGGCAAGGAAAGAAAUGCAUUGGAAUACAAAGAAUUAUUAGAAGAACAUGGAUUCAGUAAUGUACAGAUUAAAAUAACAGGAAAUCUGCUAGAUGUAAUUUUGUGCUCUAAGAAACUAUCUUCUUAGUACACUAAAUAGCAUUGAAUUUAUUAUUUCAGUUUUCCAGAAUGCUGUUUCUAUUUCUAUUUCUGAUUUUGAUGUCUCUGAAUUGUUGGUGAAUUGUAUGGAAAUGCUAUUCUACUUUUUAUUAUUUGUUAAAAAUUGCACUACAUGUAAUUUCCUUCUGAAAAGUCUUAUCUGUUUUUGUAACUAAUAGUAAUUGAUCUCAUUAAAUCAUUUCUCCUCCCCCACCCCAUUACAUGUUCUUUGUAAUUCAAGGUGUGUAAUGUAAUCCCACAGCUUUUCUAUGCAUCAAGAGCUGUACAGAUUUUAGUAGGGCAGGCAUCGAUUCUGUAGUCCAAAAGCCCUAUUUUGUAAUGGCAAAAUCCAAGAAAUAUUAUAAGAAAACAUAAAAAGAAUCUAUACCCCCACCAUCUCCCUCUCCCUCCCUCUCCCAACACACACAUACAUGUUUGGUGAUAGUGAUUAUGCUUAUUCAAGUUUAAUAAAUAAGCCACAUGGCAAACCACUCUUAUUGUGAUAGAAUAUGCAUUUGCAGAAGCAGUAAGGGAGAAUUUUGGCAAUAGAGCUUUCCCGGAGAGUCUUGGAUUAAAAAACUGCAGACCUCAGCUGGUGAAGGGAUAAAGAGGAUCAAGUGAACCAUGAUAGUGCAAUGGUUAGAAUGCAGUAUUGCAGGCUAACUCUGCCAACUGCCCACAGUUUGACUCUCACCAGCUCAAUGUUUACUCAGUCUCAGACUGAAUCCAGUAAAACAAGGACCCAGAUUGGGGGCACUGUGCUGACUCUAAAUUGCUUAGAAUGAGCUGUUAUGUACUGUGAAGUGGUAUAUAAGUUUAAAUGUUAUCAGGAUAGUCACAUCCUAGAAUCUCUAAGCAAAUAAAGGAUUGGAAUUGAUUGGAUCUUGUUAUCUCAUUUCUGGGUUUGUGCCCGAUACACGUUAUGACUGAACCCACUGCAAAAAUGUAAUUUUUAUUUACAGAUUAGGAGCACUAAGACUUUGAUUACUGUGGUUCUAUAGUGACUUCUGGAUUAUUGUAUUUUUCGGAAUA